ACCACUUGCAGUGCUGUCAUAUGCGGCCAUUGAAUAUAUUCUUUGAUUGCUUCUCACACAAACUUUCACUACGAUACAAGGAAAAAGAUUAAGGUAAAAAAAUUAAAAGAGCUGUAGAAUUACGGCCCCUCGGAAGUCGGGCAUAAGUGGCCAAAUUGCAGCCUGACAGAAGGACGGGAAGUCCUAAAUCGCUGACCGGAUUCUACUGCUCCUUUCAAUGCUUAGCCAUUAAUUAUACUCGUAUUUCUUCUCGCACAAUUAAAAUACAUUCCAUUUCCGCGUUUUCUGCCCUUUCAGAUGCCCUGAAAUGUCAAAGAGAGGGAGGGAAACGAGUAGGAAAUUUCUAGGUUAUUAUUAGUUUCCUAGUGGGUUUGAACUUUCUGAAUAGCUAUAUAAAUUCCCAAAGGAAGAAGAAAACCCAGAUCAGAAAUCAAUUGCUAUAAUCUCUUGUGCUCAGAAAUCAAUUGCUGUAAUCUUUUCCUGCUCAGAAACCAGGUUUCAGAAUGGCAUUUAUUUGGGUUGCCCUGUUUCUGGUCUUAUCAGUGGCCAAAGUAAGCUCAGAUCCUUCUCCAUUGCAGGAUUUCUGUGUGGCUGAUCUCAGUACUUCUGCCAAGGUUCAUGUUAAUGGGUUGCCUUGUAUUAACCCCAGUAAAGUCUCUGCAAAGCACUUUACUACAUCUGUUCUGAGCACGCCUGGAGAUACAUCAGGCAACCCAUAUGGAGCAAGUGUGAAAACCACAACUGCAAAUUAUCUUCCUGGGAUAAACACUCUGGGAGUGAUUAUGACUCGUGUAGAUCUGGCUGUAGGAGGAGGGAUUCCUCCCCAUUAUCAUCCCAGAGCCUCUGAGAUAAUCUACCUCUUGGAAGGUACUCUCAUGGCUGCCAUCAUCGACACCGGCAACAAGCUUUACUCUACAGAGAUCAAAACAGGGGAUGUUUUUGUGUUCCCCAAGGCCAUCAUGCACUACGUUCAGAACAUUGGGAACACAACCGCCACUGUAAUUGCAGCUUUCAACAGCCAAUCUCCAGGUAACGCUGUAAUUCCUUUUGCCCUCUUUACCUCUACUCCGACCAUUCCCAACCAGGUCCUGGCCAAGACCCUCCAGAUUAGUGACACAGAGGUGGUUAAGAUCAAGAAGAACUUCGGUACCAGCUGAGCAAUCAAUUGAUUUGUAUAAUUGUUUAAGCAUGCCUCAAAUUUUAUUUCCAUUUCUCUGCUUGUAUACCCACAUCUUGUAAACAAAUAAAAUGGCAUCUCAAUUUGGUUUCAA
This is a messenger RNA of Cryptomeria japonica (Japanese cedar), 1271 nucleotides long. Its product is annotated as germin-like protein 1-1. The coding region runs from base 504 to 1157 and encodes 217 amino acids. The record is from RefSeq and is a predicted model, not a curated record. Gene Ontology annotation, cellular component: cell wall. Lineage: Eukaryota; Viridiplantae; Streptophyta; Pinopsida; Cupressales; Cupressaceae. The transcript has a single exon. Gene Ontology annotation, molecular function: manganese ion binding.